Molecule: messenger RNA, 2303 nt
Organism: Drosophila elegans
Lineage: Eukaryota; Metazoa; Arthropoda; Insecta; Diptera; Drosophilidae
Gene: rogdi
Product: protein rogdi
Exons: 8
Coding region: 184-1215 (343 amino acids)
Cellular component (GO): RAVE complex
Source: RefSeq, a predicted model, not a curated record
UGAGUUGAGCGCUGGGCGUCGAGCGUCGAACGUCGUACCGCUUCCGCCGUUAAUUGAGCCCCCUAAAUUAAACUAUCCGCGAGUUGUCCGCUUUUUACAAAAAGAGUCUCGUGAUUCGCGGUUCGCGAUUGAUAGAGAAAAAGAGGCGGGUUGUUCAGUGAAUAUAUAUAAUAUAUAUUCAGUAUGCCGCAGAGUCCCACCAACAACUGGUCAUUUCAGCCACUUCAUCGCCAGCGGAGCAGCAGCGGAUAUCCCCAGCAUGUCCUUAAUACGGUGCCGGAGACCGCCGUGCUCACCACGCCCCCGCCCACCCGAAAACCGCUCACAAUACAAAUUGCUGGCGUUGCUUCAGCGGAAAGCGGACACAAGCGCAGAUUUUUAGCAGCGCGGAAAAAGCCGAAAAGCGCGAUGAAAAUGCUCGCGGACACGGAGCGUGAGGAAGCCCUCAAUUUGCAAAUUGAGUUCGAAUGGGUGCUGCGACAAGAGGUACACGCGAUACUGAAGCAACUGCGGACCAUUCUGGUGGAAUGCGCCCAUCGGUUUCCGGUGCCCCUGUACGAGAACGAGGGAAAGAAGACUGAGAAGUUCAUACUCACCGUGUCGCCCGAUCAGCUGAAGGCCGUGCUAACGUUAACAGGCGAUGCCAUCACCCAGGCUGACAUUAGCUUUAAGCUGUGCAAGGCCCCGAGCCAAACGCAACGUACCUCCAUCACACAUGACUCGCCCUGGAAGCUGCAGCAGGUCCAGGAUGCCGCCAAUCAUCUGCAGACCGCCAUUAAUCACAUAGACGAUGUCGACGACUCUUAUCACUUCAAAACCUCCGACGAAGUGCUGCAUGUGAUAGGCAACAUUCUGGACGCACUGCAACGCGGCAGAAACAGCCUGCUGGUGCCUAAGAAGAAGCCCAUCGACGAACUGAUCAAGGGGCGCAAUAUGAAGUCGCUGGUGCCCAAUCUGCCCGAGGAUCUGGCUGUUAGCUUCUACCUGCAGAGCCACAAGCUGAUCAUUGCCGUCUACCAGCUGCUGAACAACCAGGGCACCAUGCGCUUCGACUCCCGCCAGGCGGAGGCCUCCGUCCAGUGGCUUAACGAUGUGCUACUGCUGCUGAUGAAUGGCCAGAAACUGUGCCAGCAAUUGAAAGACAAGAUAUCUGUGUUUUCGGUGUACAAAGAUUUCACAGUUGGCUCGCGUUCGCCCUCAGCGCUUUCCUAUUGAGAUGAGGCGGCAUCGGGAUCGGGAUUGGGAUCGGGAUCGGGAUCGGGAACGGCUACUUGAUGGAUAGCAACUGUGGAGCGGCGACAGAAACAAUAACAACAAUAAUAGCUAAUAAAGAACCGUACUUGUAAUAGCGAAGUAAAUAAUGUUAGUUAAAAUGUUGCUACUGGAAACGGCACACCCAUAAUACCCAUGCAUACUAUACUAUACUAUACUAUACUAUACUACACUAUACUAUACAACACCAUACUACAUAUAAUGAAAAGAGAGUAGUAUACAUACAUCUAGUUAAAUGAACACAAUCAACAUUCAUGUUAAAAUACGUUUACGUAGAACCUGAGUUCAUCGCUUCACGUCACUCCAAUUAUGCAUCAAAAUGCAUCUAAAUAGCAUUAGAAUUCAAUCUGAGAAUUGAGAAAGGAAAAUGUUUGUGAAAACCAAUUGUGUUUUGUAUGUGUAACUAAAUGAAAUUGCUAGAUAAUUAUAGUUUAUUCGUACGUGUAAUUUAAUGUAUAAUACUAUGCCCCAUUAUUUAUGAUCGCGAAGAUGCAAUGUAAUCCACCAAGUCAGCAGUCAGUCGGUACUUAAAGUCGGUACUUACAACCUAUAUACACCCCAAUAGGCCUCCAUAUACCUAAGUACAUACGGAUGGGGCACCUACAUCGGCAUUUACAUGAUAUUGUUGUAAUAAACCAAACCGAAAUGUGAACAGAAUUUUUAAUUGUACUAAACACCGUUUUGUAUUCGUAUUCGUAAUUGAAUAUCCGUAACUGUAUUCCCCGUACUCGUUAAUGGUUAAUGGUUAAUGGUUAAGCGCGCCUAAUCCUAAUCUAAUCCAAAGUCAUUUGUAUCAACGGCCUUUACUUCUCGUUUACUUUAUACAUCUACCAGGGAGUUUAUAAAGAUAUAGAAUGUUAUUGAGAGAUGCAACGAAAACAAUUACCACUGUACUUAUUGAAUAUUACAAUUGCCUAAGCACCCCUACUAAAUGCAUGGGAAAAGAAGACAACUAUUUAUGUAAUCACUAAGCGUACUUACUGUCCACAUUCAUUUAAUUGUUGUUGAAUAAAUAAUACCUUUUACCAAAA